Amphibalanus amphitrite is the source of this 2467-nucleotide messenger RNA. RefSeq lists its product as uncharacterized. The transcript has 4 exons. The coding region runs from base 389 to 1747 and encodes 452 amino acids. Lineage: Eukaryota; Metazoa; Arthropoda; Thecostraca; Balanomorpha; Balanidae. The record is from RefSeq and is a predicted model, not a curated record.
CUGCAGUGCGCGUGUUAAUAAGAUCGAAAAUUUGCUUUCAGGAUGAUGCCCUGGCUGCAGCUAAAGCGAUGCUCCAAGAAACUGGUGUCCAGACCUCAAGUAAACAUGAAAAGGAGGGAAGUGGCAAGCGGCGGUUGCGCACCCUGUGCGGAUUCGCCUUCAAGAACUGCAAUAAUUUCCCAGCACUUCCGCAGACACCAUAAGAUCUCAGAUCGCAGCCACGCAGUGACGUCAAGGACGAAAUGAGAAAUUCUCCCGCGUUUCUCGAAGAAGAAGAUCGAGAUUCCCGAGAAGCUGCAGUGCGAUCGGUGUGGGAGCUUCCGUCAAACACCUGCAGCGGCAUCUGAGACGGAAUCACGGCGUGACAGACCGUUCCGCUCGGAAGAUCAUGAAAGACGCCGCUGUGUCCAGUGCCAUGGAGUCGGAGCUUCUUGGCGGAGCAGUUGGCGACGAUGGAGAAGAUGCUCAAGACGGACCUGAUAUCAUCAGCCUCUUUGUCGCGUCCAAGCAGGGGUGGCGUUUAAAGCCAACCACGGCACGGCGACAGGAGCGGCAGCUCAGGGCUCUGUUCAGGGAGGUGUCGGACUCAAAGAGUCCCUCUGAUAUACUGCGGAACCACCUCGACGACGUGGAGCGACUUCUCCUCAAGAAAGUCCCCCACCAAACUGCUUCGGUGAAAUCGGCAGUCAUCGCCCUUUUGGAAUUCGAAAGGUUCGCCAGCGUACGUGAGCCAGAGCACGCUGUGCAGUGGGAUGCCGCCCGACGGCGCUUACAGACUUGGAAGCGCGAUGCAUCGUCUCUGGACCUACAUAGAGAGGCGCAACUCCAAGAUAAACUCGGAGAAGACGGUUACCUGCCCACCCGAGAACAGCUGAAUGAGCUACGGAAACUAGUUGAAGCCGAGCUCCCAAAGAUGUGCGCGAUGACUUCCGACAUUCGGCGGACGGACGCCGUAAAGAUGAGACGCCUUCUAACUUCUGCGAUCCUCCUUCAGAACUUCCAGAGGUCUGGGGUUAUCAAAAAUGCAAGACUGGACGAGUAUGCUAAAAUGAAGAACGAAGUUCUGCGAGUGAAGGACCACAAAAGCAACGCAACGUACGGAUCCGCGAACUUGGUCGUUCGCGGUCUGGUGAAACAUCUCGAGGUGUACGUCGAACACUUCAGGUCGUUCCUGGUAACAGAAGAUAAGGUGGACCUGCUGUUCCCCUCAUCGGACCCGGCGGACGACAUCGCCGAAGUCUGCCGUGGAUUCCAGGUAGACUUUAAGCUGACGCCUACGAUGAUCAGGAAGGCUGCCUCCACCGCCGCGUAUGACGACCUGACGGACAGCGAGCGCCGUAAACUGGCGGACCACAUGACACACAGGUCGGCUACGCAGUUCCGCGCCUACUCAGCAAAAAACAGGCGGGCGGAGGCGACCAAAACGGUGCAAAAGAUGAAGCAGGUGCUGUAUGGCUGUGAUGAGACGACAGACACAGAAGAUUCUGAGCCUCGUCCAGCUGCUGUGGCCUUCAGCUCAGAAGAGGUGGCAGUCUUGGAGAAGCAAGUGCGCAAGAUGAUCAGUGAUGGUACGUUUGUGUCUAGCAGGCUGGCACUUACUAUGAUGUCAAGGAACAGCCCUUUGUUUGACUCACGAUCACCUAAGUGCGUCGAGAACAAACUUAGGGCAAUGCUACAGAGUGCUCGUGAGAAGGGGCGGUGGGACCGGUAUGCUGAUGAGAGGGGAGGACGGUCGCGCAGGCGGUAGUUUCACGGACAGCCGUGUGGUACACACAGAAAAAUAUUAACACCGUUAGCGGUGUAAUUGCACAGUACAUAUCUGAGCACUUGAGGAAAGUUAAUUUAGUCCCUUCCCCGCUUAAAUUACUCGCGCUUCCAAAUGAACACCAGGAAGAAGGUAAUAGAACACUGUUAGGAGGGUUGGGUGUUUUGCUACAUGUAGUAAAACACCCAACCCUCCUAACAGUGUUCUAUUACCUUCUUCCUGGUGUUCAUUUGGAAGCGCGAGUAAUUUAAGCGGGGAAGGGACUAAAUUAACUUUCCUCAAGUGCUCAGAUAUGUACUGUGCAAUUACACCGCUAACGGUGUCAAUAUUUUUCUGUGUGUAAUCGCUCUGUUGUGAGGGGUGCCCCCGCAAUUUCAACCGUUCACAGCGUUUUUUUUUUCAAGUUCUGCUGCGACAGUCGUAUGGCAAUCGUUCUGUCAGUUGUGAGGUGUACCUUGUCCCCGCAAUCGGCAACCGUUCACAGCGUUUUUUUUUUCAAGUUCUACUGCGACAGUCGUAUGGCAAUCGUUCUGUCAGUUGUGAGGUGUACCUUGUCCCCGCAAUCGGCAACCGUUCACAGCGUGUUUUCAUAGUUCUGCUGCGACAGUCGUGUCGCAAUCGUUCUGUUGAGUGAACUCGCGAUCGUUCGCGUUCACACAGCGUUUUUCCAAAGUCGUUGGAAAAUACACUGCAUUAAGAUGA